Penicillium argentinense is the source of this 1251-nucleotide messenger RNA. RefSeq names its product metallophosphoesterase family protein. NCBI's taxonomy places the organism in Eukaryota, Fungi, Ascomycota, Eurotiomycetes, Eurotiales, Aspergillaceae. Gene Ontology annotation, molecular function: hydrolase activity, acting on ester bonds. Gene Ontology annotation, cellular component: cytoplasm. The coding region runs from base 1 to 1251 and encodes 416 amino acids. The record is from RefSeq and is a predicted model, not a curated record. The transcript has 5 exons.
AUGAGAGCCAGGGCGUUAUCCCAACGGACCGCCAGAUCGAGAUCAUCAAGCCAAUCGGAUGAUCGCAUACUCCGACUGUCAAAGGAUGGUACUUUUCAAAUCGCCGUUUUCGAAGAUUUGCACUUUGCUGAAGAUGACGAUGACGAUGACAAGACAAAAGAGGUGAUGAAAUCGGUUCUGUCCGAAGAGGUUGUUCAACUCGUCGUUCUCAAUGGAGAUUUGAUAUCUGGUGAAGCUGUGCACAGCUCCAAUUCCAGCGACCAUCUUCACAAUUUGGUAUCGCCUUUGGUCGAAGUCGAGCAGCCGUGGGCGUCAACAUAUGGCAAUCAUGACAGUGAUGCCAAUUUGGAUCCGUACAAGGAUAUCUUCAAGCAUGAAACCCAAUACCCGACAUGCUUGACAAAGAGUGAUAUCUCGGGACCAGGAGCAGGAGUGACGAACUACUAUCUAAUGGUUUAUCCUUAUGAUGAGUCAAGUGGCCCGCCUGCGCUUUUGCUUUGGUUUUUCGACUCUCGUGGUGGUAAAAGUCUUUCCAACUGCGAUGCGAAUACCACUACGGGUGCACGGGGGGACUGGGUCGAUAAAUCGGUCACCCGGUGGUUUAUCGAGACCAAUUCUCAUUUGACGCGCCAUUUUGGACGCACGAUUCCGUCUCUCGCAUUUUAUCAUAUCCCGGUCCACGCCAUGCGCGCAUACCAAAAAGAAGGGGUGAACGAGAGCACAACGCCGGGAAUCAAUGGCGAAACUGUUGUCUCACAAGGUUCAGGGGACACUGAUUACGCCGGCCAGGACAGUCCAUUCAUGCAAUCCCUCCUCAAUACCACGGGACUGAUAGCCACGUUCAGUGGCCAUGAUCACGAUAAUGACUGGUGCUUUAAAUGGAACAACCAUAUCGAAGAUCAAAACUUAACCGGUAAUGGCCUCAACAUGUGCUAUGGACGCCAUACCGGAUACGGAGGCUAUGGAAAUGCAUCACGGGGUGCACGACAAAUACUGUUUAAUCAAGAAUCCUUAGACAAGGAGAUCUACACAUGGAUCCGGCUGGAAGAUGGAUCAGUCUCGGCUGCAGUUACGCUAAACUCGACCUAUGGCGAAGAUCACUAUAUGCCUGGACUGACAAUCCUCUUCGCUGCUACUUUUGCUGCUUUUGUGGUUGGCGAUAUUCUCGGUCGCGCACUGGAGACGUUCAUAAAGGCCCGCGGUCACGCGAUUUCACACUGGUGUACCAGAUCGAUAUUCAAAAUCGAAUAG